ACGUGACACCUCUCGCACAAGCAUAUAAUAGUUUCGUCUUGCGUACAUAUUGUGCCGAAACAAUAUUGCUAUAUUGCAAUAUUUGAUGUGAAUAGCCAUUGAUGUCAUCCAGGACCGAUUCGACUUUCGUUUGUCGACGUAAGGACGUGAUUCAAGUCGGUGGUCGACUGGCAACCAAAUGAUGCAUGGUAGUAGCUUCCCCUUAGUUAUGGUAAUUCAUGGAGACAUGCCGCCUCAGGGCUUGUAAAAUAAACCCCAACAACAAUUCUCAGGACUAUGGCAGUAACAUAAUAAUAAUAACAAUAAAAAACCAACUCCAGUGACCACCAUAAAGUUGGUUUUUUUUUUGCACAGUGCUAACUAAGUCAAGCAAGGUAGUUAAAUUGCAUCACCUCUGUCUGUCGUCAGUGUGCAAGGACGAACAUCUGACUACACAGGUCCGUGGUGCAAGCGUGGUUUCGGGAAAAGCAGCAAUGCCGUGUUUCCUGCUUAAAUAGGAUAUAUUUACCAAGAUUUAAAAGCCAGGGAGAAAGAGAGAAGGAAAAUGAACUCUCUGAAAACAAUUAUCCAUACCCUUUUCAAACGACACCUUUUCGUUACUAACGUCGUCUCCUGUGGCGGGUUGCUUUUUCUAGGAGAUGGCAUCGUGCAAACGAUUGAGAAGACGCAUGCGAGAAAGACAAAAGAAGACAUUGUGCCACACGAUUUCCAAAGAAGCGGACGCAUGUUUAUAAUUGGUCUGAUGCUUGGACCUUUUAACCAUUUUUGGUAUAAGAUGCUCGACAAAUAUAUCAUUGGAACUGGGAUAAAGAUGGUGACGAAGAAAAUAGCAGCUGAUCAGGCGGUAGCUGGACCUUUCUUCUGCACAACUUUUCUGAUUGCAAGUGGUCUUUUGGAAGGGAAACCACUGAAGGAAUGUUUUGCAGAAUGGAAAGCAAAAUUUAUAACCAUCUACAUUGCUGAUUGGUGUGUAUGGCCUCCAGCCCAGAUGAUUAACUUCUACUUCCUGCCAACUGAAUUCCGUGUGGUCUAUGUCAGUAUGGUAACACUUUGUUGGAACUCCUUCUUAUCAUACAUAAAACAUAAGGAUAUACACCUGGAAGAGAAAAAAGCCAUGAAAUGAAAGAUGUGCUGCUGAAAAUGAUUAAAAGAGGAACAGUUACUGAUUAAAAAUCUGACCUAGAGAAAAAAAAUCAGGAUCUGAUGAAAAAGAGAUGAUGCGUUGACUGUUAAGAGAAAAAAAAACUAUGGCGUCUCUUUUAUGACAUAUUUGAAGACUUCAUUGCAUGUUGCUUGCUGCAUUGUGAUAGCAGUAUUAUGAGGGCAACUUUUUAGUGUUCAAAUAGUAUUUUUGAGAUUGAAUUUUUAACAUUAGCAUGCAUUAUAAUUUUUAAAAGAUAUUUUAAAUGGAGUGACUUUAUUGAACUUGGCACUACCUCUUGGAAAAAGUUGUGAAUGAGUGCAUAUUUUAUGCAAACUUUUACAAAUGCUUUUAUUAAGACCUUUUCAACUUGAUAAGCAUCUUGAAGUGAUCUUAGGUUUGGUGGUAAUUUAAAGAAAUCAUGGUUUGUCUUUUGCCUUUGUAUGUUUAAGCUAUGAUACUUUUUUUGUUCUUUAAUCCUGGAUGCUCUCUGACCAAGUUUCGACUGGUCUUUGAGGCUGAUAUGAAAGCGAUUAUUCUAAAAGCUAAGCCAACAACUUGCCAGUUACAUCCAAUGCCUAAAAGCCUUCUUGAGUGCUUAGAUAUUUUAUUUCCUGCCAUCACAAAUAUUGUAAAUGCCAGUUUGUCCACGAGUGUGUUCCCAUGUUUGUUUUAAAAUGCCCUGGUGAGGCCACUACUUAAGAAAUCCAUGCUUGAUGUCAAUGUUUUGAACAAUUAAAUUAUCUAGUUAUCCAGUUUCCAGUUUGUCUUUUCUCUCUAAGAUCAUAAAGUAGUUUUGACACAGCUCUGGGCCUACUUACAAGAGCACUCCCUUAUCACAUGAGCUCAGUCGGUGUAUAGACCUUUUUACAGUACCAACUACUCUAAUUAAAGUAACCACAGACAUAUUCUGUCCUUGAUAGUGGUGAUGUUUCUGCCUUAACUAUGCUGUAUUCAACACUAUCGACUACUCUCAGCUCCUUCAAAGACUCAAAACCCUAUGUGGAAUAUCUGGACCUGCACCCUUAUUGUUCAACUCCUAUCUCACUGAUAGGACCCAAACUGUGUUCAUUGAUGGCCCUCGCCCUGCUCCACUUUUCUGUGGGGGUCUCCCAAGGUUCAGUACUUGGCCCAGAUCUGUUCAUUUUUAUAUGAAACCCCUUUUAUCAUGCAUCCAGUCUCACCAAUCAUAUGCUAACGACACACAGCUGUACUGCUUCAUUUCACUUUCUGAGUCUCUCUGCUACUAGCAUCAUAGAAGCCUGUAUUCACGACAAGGUCUGGAUUGUCAAAAAACAAGCCUAAACUAAACGAUGAUUAAACAGAAGCCCUCCUAUACUCAAGAAGAACCUUCGGUCAUCAAUCUGCCCAAUCACAUCAUGGUGGGUGAAACCAACAUCACCUUUGCAUUGUCUGUCAGGAAUCUGGGAUUCAUUAUCAUUUCUGACAUGACUCUUGAUAAGUUUCAUAACUAGUAUGUGUAUUAUGAGCUAUAAAAGAUCUGCACCAUCCGUAACUUUUCUCUCUAUGCACGCUACUAAUACUCGUCUUUGUGUUUGUUCUUUCUCGGCUUGAUUACUGCAUCCUUGCUCGCUGUCACUCAUACCUCAUUCAGAGACUCGAAAGAGUACAGAACUCUGCUGCAUGUCUAAGCACCAGAGCUAGGAAAGGGGAUCAUAUCACUCUUCCUGUCACCAGAACAACAUAUGGUCACAGGAUUUUCAGUUACCAUGCAGCAAAACAAUGGAACCCUCUCCCUUUCCAUAUUCGCCACCUACCUACUUUUCAAUCCUUCAAAUCUGCAGUGAAAACACACCUCUUCCUUGAGCAUUACUCUUAACACAGUCCACACAAUGCGAGUCCCUUUUUACCCUUCCCCCUUUUCUGCUUUUGCUACUUUCCUUCUCUUCUUCUUAUGCAGAAUCCUUGUUACUUGGUGCCUCUUUGCAUCAUCUUUAUUUGUCUUCUAUUCGUUUCCAGCACCGUGCACUAUUCUUCCAUCCCUCAUAUGCUGCUCAAGGUGUCCAUUCCUGUUUUAAGCACUAAGAGUAUGCUCUUUAGACGUGUGAGUAUACGUUAUAUAACUCUUCAUUAUUAUCUCUCUGUUCUCUUUUUUUUUUCCCACACACACACAUAUAUAUAUAUACAAAUAUGUUCAAGUGAACAUACACAUGCAUAACUCCACAUCUGCAUCAUCUGAUCUUUUAGCUAAGUGAACCAAAGAAAAGCAUUUGAUAUGGCAAUAACUCUUAUGUCAUUGUACUCAUUAGCAAGUUCCUCACAGAGCAGUGACAAAUUCAGUUGAUAUGCUGACUGUUGGCAGAGUAACUGUCACAAGUCUGGCACUGUUAGAAGUGAAGUUUUAUGAAUAAAUGAGUUUUUAUUGUU
Molecule: messenger RNA, 3529 nt
Organism: Pomacea canaliculata
Lineage: Eukaryota; Metazoa; Mollusca; Gastropoda; Architaenioglossa; Ampullariidae
Product: mpv17-like protein 2
Exons: 5
Coding region: 545-1123 (192 amino acids)
Biological process (GO): mitochondrial ribosome assembly
Cellular component (GO): membrane; cytoplasm
Source: RefSeq, a predicted model, not a curated record